AGGCCCUUUAAGGGCCUUUCUUCUAGAUCAUCAAUCAGAUUUUCAGAUUUAGAAGAUUACACCAAUAACAGCGAGCGCUCACUUAACUGUUGAGUCUGCUGAACGCAACCAGUGUGAGAGAAGAUUUUAGUUAUCUCACUCACACUAAUGGAUACUAUAUCACCUGUGUUGUUUGUUGGAAAGCACCCCAAAUGUUUACGCGGGAGAGAAAUCAGCAGGUCGAUUAACCUAACCUAACCUCAAAUACGCGCGCCCGAUCUUCGGACGCAAUAAUCGCUCCUGGUACAAAUUUUCUUUUUUUGUCGGUAACAUGGAGCUUUUUGAAGAUCCCGUUUUUAAAACCAAGUACUUGAAGAAUAAGAUACGCGUAAAACGAUGGGAGAGCGAAUUCAUGGAAAAAUACGGACGCAAACCUAAUAAGAACGAUAUAAAGGAAGCGGACGUAGCUAUUAAGGAAGCGUACAAGAUGUAUUGGAAAUUAAAAACACGAGCACUCGAGGAAAGUCUCACGGAUAUUACUUUCUGCGACGACGUGCGAGACAAUAUCUCGAAUGAAUCACCGCGUAAGUUAAUAAAUAGUCCAAAACCGAACAAGACUCCAGAGAAAGCUGCAAAAGGCGCGGAAAACAUAGAUCCUUACGAUUGUAAACGUUCGGCGGAACUUAAAGGCUCCUUUAAUCAGCUGAGGGAUUCGGCAAACGUUGAAGGAGUUUGGGGUGACCAUCUGAACAGAAAUAAAGAACAAGCGCCAAAGAAGAAAGAGGCCCUGUUGAUUGGUAGAUCUUCUUCUUUUCAACUGUCCAGAAAUAAAUUUGAGAGUUCAACAUUUACUAAACGUAAUCCGAGGAAGUCGCUAUCAUCGGCCAAAAUAAGAAACAGAUCUGAGAAUAAUAUCCUGAAUAGCUCGAGCGUUGAUCGUUUGGAUGCAGACAACAGUAAGGAUGGCUUUGAUGUGACGCUUGACGAGACCAAUACUGUAUUCGACGAAUCGAUGAAAGACGCGGUUGGUUAUCACUCAACCUUGAUGAAAGUGACGUUUGACAAGAGCCAAUCUGUCACAUCGCAUUCCGUCAACGCCGUCCAACAUUUGGCCGACGGCCGUGUGACCGGCGUGAGCCGUAAUUUGAAUCCAGGUUGGCUAGAUCGAUGCGCGAAGGACAGCACUUUGGAAAUGACGACGAUUAACCCGCAGAGGCUGUCAGGCACCAGUGAUUCCGGUGUAGAAUCCAUGGAAUCCAGCAUUUAUUCCCCGAAAGAAGGUUUAGUGUCUACGGUGCACUCCGCGUCGUCGCUCCAAGUUUCCGACGAGGAGGAAUUUAUAUGUAACAGCGAGUCUGAAGAGGAGCGUACGAAUAAACGCGUCAGAAACUUCAAGAAGUGUUUGAACGACCAGGAUGGUCGUCCCACAAAACGACAAUGUAUUCAAAUUGAUUCUAAUAUAACCGAUAGUGAUACAUUCAAGUUGACUUCCGCUGAAAUUAAAUCAUCUGGAUCUGACAAUCUCAUCGCACAGUUUUUUGAAUCGGUUUCCAAUGAUACGGUGGAGAGAAACACAUCGACAUCCUCGAGCACAAAAUUGACCGCGAAAGAGAAGCUGGAGAAGAAAAUGACUGCUGGAACGAUGAAUGAUAAUUUUGUUAGGAUAAAUUUGAAGAAAAAGGUAUUUGUGCGGGGUAAGAAGAACUUCAAUUUUAGCAAAUAUAAAAAGAAUCAAUGGAAACAAAGAAAGAAGGAUUUGGCGUCUAGCGAGAGUAAUUUGGAUGCGGCUGACUUUAUUGACAAGAACGGUAUGACGUGCCUCAAAUGCGGCGAGUCCGGGCACUUUGCUAAGAACUGUUCGACUUUCAAGGGCAACGCUCUUCUACCUUUAGAGGAAAUCGACGAUUCGUCAAACUUCCCGACUUUAGAAGAAGCCGAAAAGAUGGCGAGCAAGACUGCCGUUGUCGCUCACAGCCACAAAAUCGAGCGACUUCCUGAAAGACCAUCCUAUUCUGCUAUGAAAACUUCACGAGACGAAAAAGCAGAGUUGGUUACUACCCUAUCCUGCAAAGAAGACAUGAUGGAAUUAUUCAGCGAUGAUUUUCCGGACCUCGACGAGAGGAGCGAAACAUCAACUUGCGGGCACAAAGUACCACAAGAAUUGGUUGCCAGAUUAUUGCCGCUCCAAAUGGAAGCAAUCGAUCCAUUGUAUGAUAUGAAUGAGGAUGGUAGUCUUAUUAAGACUCCCGUGGAAGUCUUUGAGGCGUUACACAUGUUUGGUCAUGAGAAUUUUAGAGCUGGCCAGGAAAAGGCAGUGAUGAGAAUCUUGUCCGGCCGGUCUACCCUGGUAACGUUAUCAACGGGCUCUGGAAAAUCUUUGUGCUAUCAAUUACCAGCGUAUUUAUAUGCUCGACGUUCUAAUUGUAUCACUUUGGUGAUUUCGCCUCUGGUGUCCUUGAUGGAUGAUCAAGUAACGGGCGUACCUUCGUUUCUGUCUGCCGCGUGCCUGCAUACUGGUCAGUCGGACAAAGUAAAGCAGCAGGUGAUACAGUCGGUAAAAGAUGGCAAGGUGAACAUUCUGCUAGUGUCACCAGAGGCGGUGGUGGCCGGCGAGAAAUCUACCGGUUUCGGCGCUCUCCUCGGGCAACUACCGCUAAUCGCAUUUGCCUGCAUCGAUGAAGCUCAUUGCAUCUCUCAGUGGUCGCAUAACUUCCGACCUUCUUAUCUGAUGGUUUGUCGGGUGCUUAAGAAGAAGUUUGGAGUGAAAACUGUAUUGGGACUCACAGCAACCGCAACGAGAACGACGGCAGAAAGUAUAAUAAGACAUUUGGACAUAGAUGACGGUAUGGCUGGUGUUAUAUCGGAUAUGCCUCUACCCAGAAACCUCGUCCUAACGGUGUCCAAGGAUGAGAACAAAGACCAGGCUCUGAUCGCGCUGUUGAAAAGCGAAAGGUUCCGCGAAUGCGAUUCUGUGAUAGUUUACUGUCUUCGUAGAGAGGAAUGCACGAGAAUCGCAGGGCUGUUAAGAAUAUCGCUGCAGGAUCCACAAAAUCCUGAGAGACCAAAUUUGAAGAUAUCUACAAUAGCUGAGGCUUACCACGCUGGUAUGACGUCUUAUAGACGUAAAAUUGUGCAAAAAGGAUUUAUGAAUGGGAAGAUUAAAAUUGUGGUUGCCACUAUUGCAUUCGGGAUGGGUAUCAAUAAACCAGACAUUCGAGCCGUCAUUCAUUACAAUGUUCCUGGCACCUUUGAAGGAUACGUACAAGAAGUCGGUCGUGCUGGAAGAGACAGUACCACUUCACACUGCCAUUUAUUCUUGAACCCUACGCAAGACAGCGAUAAGUGGGAAUUGCGCAGACACAUACACGCGAAUGGUAUCGACAGGCAUACGAUUAGACAUCUACUUCAAAGGAUUUUCAUUCCUUGUUCCUGUGCAAAGAUCGAGAAGGAUUCGGGCCAAAGAUGUCCUGGUCACGAAGUUGCUCUUCCAAUUGAUGAAACCGUUCAAGCUCUUGACAUUACGCAAGAAACUAUUUCGACGUUAUUAUGCUAUCUUGAGCUACAUCCAAAAAGAUUCGUUACUGUAUUAUCAUCUGUGUACAUUCGAGCGAGAGUUUCAAGCUAUGAAGGACCAAAAGCUCUUAAACAAGCUGCACAAUCUUCUCCGCCGCUUGCAAUGGCAAUAGCGUUGGAUAUGAAAAACGGAAUUUCACAUGAAAAUAGUAACAUUAUAGAAUUUUCAGUAAUUGAUGUUGCAUCAGCCAUCGGAUGGGACAGUGGCGUAGUAAAGAGUCAUCUUAAAAGUUUAGAAUACAAAACAAUUGACGGAAAAAUAAAACGUUCGGCUAUAUCCGUACAGUAUGACAAACUUGGUUUACGAGUGAAAGCACCAGGCGAUCUCACGGACCUUGAAUUGGACGAGGCACUCGACGCACUAAUUGUGCGUACUCAAACGCAAGAGUCCUUGUGUCUACAGCAACUGGAACUUAUAUUCUCUGCGCUUGAUAAAAUCAGCGUGCCAUCGAUCAAAUAUUGCUCGAACCUAGAUGAUGAUAUGAUGAAGAGAUCAGAGGAGCUCAAACAUACUAUCAGAGAAUACUUUCAAUUGGAUUCUUUAAAUAAUCUCGACAUCAAUUUUCAGAAUGAAGUGACGAACGAGCAGCAGAUUGCAACAGAUGUUCGCAGUUUGAUAAUACAUUACAAGGAUACGAAGUUUACUGGUCGUGCCGUGGCUCGUAUCUUUCAUGGAAUACAAAGUCCGAAUUAUCCUGCAAUAAUUUGGAAUAGAUGUCGUUUUUGGAGAGUUCAUAUCGCUUCGGAUUUUAACACAAUUUGCAAAAUCGCGACCAAAGAAAUUCUAGCGUUACGAUAACGAAUUUGAUUUUUGACUGAAUAAUAAUAGAAUUAACGCAUUAUAUUUAAUCUGAGUUUAAUUUAAUAUUGAGUUUUAAUUUUUGUGUCGUAAUAUAAACUCUUAUAAUUCAUCGAAAUGAAUUGACUUGACGAAAAGUUUCGAAUUUCUCUUAAAGAAUAAUUUGUUUUCUUGCUUUCAACAUUUUAUUAAAUAUUAAUUCAUUGAAAUUUAUUGGAACAAUGAAUUAUAUCAUAUUUAAAAAGAAACGUAGUAAUUUAAUUUACAAUUUGAAUAUUGUGAUAUUGGAUUUUAAUAAAGAAAAAGGUAAAGUGUUAUGUAAAAAAAUAAUUAUGUAGAAUCAAGAUUCUUGUUUUCCCCUGCAUAUUUAUACACACUUUCUUCAUAUACAAGACGUCAGUUCUCAAAUGAGAAGCGAGAAAUCAUAUAAAUCUUUCGAGGAAGCUCCGUUUGCCGACAAAACAAUUGCCUACAGCUUUAUUUGGACAUUAUUGUACACAGCGCAUUGCACACACGACUAUAUUACACACAAUACAUUGCGUAUACGACAAUAUUGCACAUAGCACAUUGCACAGUAUUGCAUACACGACAAUAUUGCGCACAGCGUUUUGCACAUACGAUUGCAUUGCAUAUAACAUAUUGCAUACACAAUUUAUUAAGCACAUUGCAUUGAAUACCCGAUAAUAUUGCAUAAUAUGCUUCGCAUAUACAACCAUAUUGUGUACAUACAUACACGUUCGCUUUAUACACACGAUCACAUAUGAUCGCAUAUGAUCAUAGGUGCGUUUCGUUAUUCAUUCACAAUCAGUGUACUGAAAAUCUAUAGUUUAUGUUACAUAUACUAUGGAUUUUCAGUAUUCUUAGUAAAUUUCAGAACGCAAUUCAUGAGUAAAUAUUCACAAAAAGUCACUUAAUUGACUUUUAAAAGUCAAUGACCUUGAUAUAUGUUGUCAAGGUCAUGAUCCUGAGUGACUUCAAGAGCUUUUAGCCGUCGCUCGUUAUUCAUUAAAAGGUUACAAAAAGUUACAAAAAUUGACUUUAUAAGAAAGUUGAAAUUAUAGAGUUAAUUUUUAUAACUUUUAUUGUGUGUAUUUUGUGUGUGUGUGUGUGUGUGGGGGUGUGUGUGUGUGUGUGUGCGCGCGUGAGCGUGUGUGUUUGUGUGUGUGUGUGUAUAGUUGUAUAUGGAGAAAUGGAAAUUUGUAUACAAUUGUUUCUUUGUGUAAACAGGGCGGUUCACCUUUCGGGUUUCGCCUUCCUGUGGAGAUCAUCUAGAUGAACUUAAUACUUCACAGAAAUACACGUUUAUAUUGUUAACUUUUUUUAAUGUAAUCAAUUGAAAUGUGGUUAUAUGGCACGUAUUGGUGUCACAACCCAUUAUCAGGGGAAGCUGCUUUUUUGGCAGAUUUCACCAGCUUAAUUAGCGGCUCCGGCGACAAUUCCUCAUCAUAGAGGAAGUAUAUCGAGCAUACCACUUUCCUUCUUCUUCCGGAAUCAUUAGUGACGUAGCUGUAUGCACCGGCUUGUUUCCUCGUCAGAACUGCUGAGGCUUCUUUUGCUGUGAUACAAGUUAAUUCAAAGAUCACUCCGAUCCAGCCCCUAUGUAGGUUUCCUAAAAGUUUCCUCCUUGCCUCCCUUAUCUAGAUCCUACUCUUAUCUCCAAAAUAAGGUUCCUACCAUUGCUGGUAGCCCUCGACAAACAUUUUCCAACCUGCGGUGUUGAGAUCCGGAUUCUGCGCCCUUCUGUACUGUCUUUGAAACUCCACUAAUCACACUAUCUUGAGUUUGGCGUUUUCCCACGGCGAGAUGUCUCUGAUCCAUUCUUGGAGCCAACUCAGAGAUGCCUCAUCCGCGCAUUUAAUCACAGCAGCCCCUCUCCCCCUGUCAAGAAAGGUGCGAUGAAGUCUGGAUCUCAUCAAUCUCCUUACUGACUGCUCUCCUCAGAAGUGCCAACUGCUCAUCGAUAAACACCUCGGGGUAGCUCUGAGUAACAAUUAUCCUUGUUAGGAGAUCUGCCGCAUUAGUUGCUUUUUAGCGGGUCUUUCUGCCGAAAGAGGAAUUUCAUAAACAAAAAUAAAAAUUUUAUUCAGAAAAAAGUUAGUGAUAGUUUAUGUAAUUAGAGAAAUCAAUAAAAUUUAAUUAUUCCGUAUCUGAUUUAAUAUUUCACUAAUUUAACAUUUCUAGGACUAGAUAUGGUCGGCCGAUUACCAGUGCUACGAUCAGGUUGCAAUUCCGAUGUAGAGGUCUGAUUUAGACACGAAUCCAUUUGAACUUUAGAAUAAGUUUUUCAACAAAUCGUGAAUAAAAGUGAUCACAAAACGUUUGAUAUUUUUGAAUUUUACACUCUUUAAUUAUCUUAAGGGGGGAAAUUCAAUUAGAACUUUCAAAAAAUCGAAUUUUUUUUUUUGCAUAAAAUGUUUAUUUAACAUUGUAAGAAUAUGUUCCCAACGUUUUAAAUCGAAAUUCGCAGCCAUUCGGAAGUUAUGGCCUCCGAGCGCAACAAAUCUCUUGAGCAGCGUCGAAGCUCUAAUAGCACGCAGCAGGUAUAUUCACCCGGAGCGGGGAUUUUACCUUUCAGGGCUGCGAUCCAAAACGUAUAGAGAUGUAACUAGAGUUUUACUGUAGGAUUUGGAACGCACCCCUGGUAGACGGCUUUUAUUUCUGUUGUUACGUUUAGUCGAAACCGUUGGGUCCGUUGGCGCUGGCAUCGAGCAGAACCGGUUCUCAGUUUAGCUCCGAAGUUCGGCCUGUACAAAACGACAGUGCAAAUUCGAAAUGUCCUAUCCGAAAGGCACACACGCCGAACCGAAACAAUCGAAACCACGCAAAAGAAAGUUCCAUGGUAAUCAGUUUUCAAAUAAAAAGAGUGCAGAUGAAGAAGGAUGUGAAAGUACGAGUGCAAGAAAACUCCAAUGCUAGUGCUGAAGAUAUUCACUGGAAUCCAUUGCAUGGCUAUCGUUUGAUUGAAAUAUUCACCGUUUUUACAGCCUUGACAGAGCUCCUUGUUUGUCGUGUUUGUAAACAGAAUGUAAAGUUUGAAGAAGCUGGGAAUCGAGGCCUCGGUUUCAAGAUAGUUUUACUUUGUCGCUGUGGUCAGAGAAACAUCAAUUCAGGACCACUAAUCAACACUGAAUACGAAGUGAAUCGUCGGAUGGUGUUUGUUAUGCGACUCUUAGGUGUUGGCAGAGAGGGUAUUAAUUUAUUCUGCAACCUCAUGGACAUUUGUAAAGGAAUGAAUGAGAGCACGUAUAAUAAUAUUAUCACGUAUAUUCACUCCUGUACAAAAUCUGUUUUUGAAAGUCUCUGCAAGAAAGCUAUCGAAGAAGAAAAAAAAUUCAAUGAAGAACAUGAGAGGUCUAUUUUAGAUUUGAAAGUCUCUGGAGAUGGCUCGUGGAAAAAACGUGGAUUCAAAUCGCUGUACGGAGUUGUAACGGUCAUAGGCUACUAUUCGGGCAGUCAUCGAUUUAGUUAUCAAAAGUAGCUAUUGCCAUGCAUGCACAUUUUGGAAAAAGAAGGUGAACACUCCAGAAUACGAAGAGUGGUAUAUAAAUCACGAGGAAGAGUGUACAAAAAAUCACGAGGGCUCAGCCGGAAAAAUGGAGGUCGAUGCGAUUACAGAAAUCUUUUUAAGAUCAGAGGAAAAGUAUGGCGUUAAAUAUGGUAAUUAUAUUGGAGACGGAGACUCCAAAACUUUCAAGGCCAUUCUAGAUAAGAAUCCUUACGGUGAUGAAUUUCAAGUUGCAAAAAGCGAAUGCAUUGGCCACGUAGCGAAAAGAAUGGGCACUCGGCUCCGAAAUAUAAAAAAAACACAAAAACUCGGUGGUAAAGGCAAACUAACGGAUGCUUUAAUUAAAAAGCUCACAACGUACUACGGUCUGGCAAUUAGAAGAAAUGCGAAUAGUAUUGAGGGAAUGAAAAAAAGUAUUAUAGCCACUUAUUACCAUUUGAUCUCUACGGAUGAGAAGCCACAGCACGAAUACUGCCCGCCCGGCGAAGACAGCUGGUGUAAGUGACAGAAAGAAAAAGCUAUUGGAGCAAAUUUGGAUUCUUUCGAGCACCCUCCUCCACUCGAUCCAACAGUCGCAAAACACAUUCUUCCAAUUUAUGAAGAUUUAUCUAAGGAAGAAUUACUUCAGAGAUGCUUGGGCAGUCAUACGCAGAAUUCAAACGAAAGUUUCAAUUCUACGAUUUGGCGUUUAGCUCCAAAACAUCUUAAUUCUGGGCUGAAAAUAGUUGAAAUUGCAUCCUACAUCGCUGCUGGAGUCUUCAAUGAAGGAUAUUCUUCCAUUCUACAAAUUAUGAUGGAGUUACAAAUAAUUAUUGGGAGCCAGACCAAGAACUAUGCUGAGAACGUCGACGGGCGCCGGGUAUCUCGACAGGAGCGGCGCAACUCUUUCAACUCUAAAGAAGCUCGAAAGGCCCGAAGAGAGCAGUUAUUGGAGCAGAACGAGUUCUUCGAGGAAGCAGAAGGAUUGUUCUAUGGCGCCGGGAUUGCUGACUAAGAGGAUCAAUAUCACGCCAUUUGUCCAGCAGCUGAGCAACUCGCACGCGGACCUGCCAAAUGGGAUGCUUCAUAUGUCCGCCAUUUUUAAAUAUUUUUGGAAAAAAAAAUACGUAUGGACAGUCCAAAUCAUAUAUAAAUAAAUGUAAGUUCGAAAAAUAUAGAAAAAUUCUUUUUCCUACAAAAAAAUUCUUGAAAAUAGCUUAUUUUUCCUCGUUCUAAUUGGAUUUCCCCUCUUAAAUCAAUAAGUUUUCAAAAU
Solenopsis invicta (red fire ant) is the source of this 9108-nucleotide messenger RNA. RefSeq names its product ATP-dependent DNA helicase Q4 (gene RecQ4). Gene Ontology annotation, cellular component: nucleus; cytoplasm; chromosome. The record is from RefSeq and is a predicted model, not a curated record. Gene Ontology annotation, biological process: DNA replication; double-strand break repair via homologous recombination. The transcript is spliced from 10 exons. The coding region runs from base 311 to 4351 and encodes 1346 amino acids. NCBI's taxonomy places the organism in Eukaryota, Metazoa, Arthropoda, Insecta, Hymenoptera, Formicidae. Gene Ontology annotation, molecular function: 3'-5' DNA helicase activity; zinc ion binding; nucleic acid binding.